Molecule: messenger RNA, 4787 nt
Organism: Passer domesticus (house sparrow)
Lineage: Eukaryota; Metazoa; Chordata; Aves; Passeriformes; Passeridae
Gene: MINDY4
Product: MINDY lysine 48 deubiquitinase 4
Exons: 20
Coding region: 1442-3709 (755 amino acids)
Biological process (GO): protein K48-linked deubiquitination
Molecular function (GO): K48-linked deubiquitinase activity; cysteine-type deubiquitinase activity
Source: RefSeq, a predicted model, not a curated record
ACAGAAUCAUGGAAUGGUUUGGGUUAGAAGGGACCUUUAAAGCUCAUUUAGUCCAACCCUCCUGUCAUGGUCAGGGACAUCUUCAAUCUUGUUCAACCUGACCUCAAAUGUUUCCAGGGAUGAGGCAUUCACUUCUGGCAAAGCUGUUCCAGCUUCUCUCAUGAGGCCUCAAAGGGCAGUUUCAUCCCCUUUCCAAAGGCAUUUCAGAAGGUGGCCAGGAACCAAACCACUUAUCUGCCCACAUUAGUGCUGAUCAGGACUCCAGAUAAUUUCAGAGCUCCUGCCUUGGGGUCUGGAACCACAGCCAGAUGACAAAGAACCACCUCCCUGUCCAGGGAGAAUUGCUGCUUCCCCUGGCAUUGGAUCAGGGGUGCAGAGGAGAAGCUGCCAGGCUCACCCAGCCCUUGGGCACUUGCUGCUCCCUCACAUGGGUCAAGGAACACCAUGAGAACAUCAACACAAGAGGCCUGGAUGACUGGAGCUCUGUGACAGAUUGUAGGGUGCAACGGAGGAAUUUAGAAACGCUGCCAAGGCACGUGGAGAUGGUGUCAGAAAAGCCACUGAACCCACAGUUCAUGUUUGUAGAAGAUUUUAAGGGCUCAGAGAAGUGCUGCUUCCCUCACACCUAUGAACUGGGGUCAUGGCAAGGCUGCUGUCCAGCUGUGGGCAUUGAAGGAGGUCCUCAGCCACUGAUGAAAGAUAAAUGUUUCAGCUGCUUCAAAAAGAGGCCAAAAGUUCUACCCAGGGACACACAAACAGCUCAGCUUCCCUUCAGUUUGUGGGGAAAUGAUUAAAUGAGUCCUCCCAGUACAGAUUUCUGCAUGAAGGAAAUGGUGGUGAUUUGGAAUAGUCUGUGGGAAAGGACGUGGAUGUCUUGGCAGUCAGCAGGUGAUGUGUCCUGGCAGCAAAGGCAGCUGGCAGCAUCCAAAAGAAGCAUGGCCUGUGAAUUGAGGAGAAAUGCUGAGGGGAAUUAUUCACCCCCUUGGCUCUGUGGGGUUUAGAUCUCACAGGGUCACAUCCCCAUGAUCUGUGCAGGGGAAAUGUCACACACAUUUCUGGUACCCUGGCAGAAGGAAAAGAGAAAGGUCAGGAGUUAGAAGGGGCUGGCUAUGAGCAGCCAGGGCUGUUUGUCCUUGUUCCCCAGGUCAGUGAAGUCUGUCCUGUGUGCUCAUGAAGCUUUACUUCCAGCUACUGUCCCAGUUUUACUCAGAGAGUGCCACUUUACUAAAGGCACACACAUGGUUAAAAGUUGAAUCAGCACAGCAAUAUUUGACUGCAGCCGUGGGAGGAGCUGUUUCCCCGUUUCCCCGUUUCCCAUUUCCCCGUUUCCCAUUUCCCCGUUUCCCAUUUCCCCGUUCCCGAUGCCGCGGUCCCCCCGGCAUCGCUGCCCCGGCCUCAGCAGCAUCCCCGCACCCCAAAUCCCCUUCUUUGGCCCUAAAACAUGGACAGCGCCUUCGUGGAAGCGGUGGCCGCAUCUCUGGUGAGAGAGUUUCUCAGUAGAAAGGGUUUGAAGAAAACCAUCAGCACCAUGGACCGGGAGUUUCCCCGCUCUGCACUCAGCAUCAACAACAGGAAUGAGCUCAGGAAUGUCCUGCACCUGCACUCCCUGUACAAGCAGAACAAGGCAAAGGAGAACCCACUGAAAACGCUGCUGGAAAUUAUUACUAAUUACUUCCUGGAGCACCGUGGCACUUCCAGGAGCUCUGGUUCCAGCUCUGCUCUGGCAGCUCCUCAGAGUAAGAGCUCAGCAUCCCACCCACCCGACCUCCUGGAUGAGGAGCAUGGCAAUGCCAGUGCCCUGGAUGACAGCAAAACUCAGGCCUCCAGGUAUGAUGCUGAGAAUCCCCUGGAUAAAAUCCCUCCACCCAGAAAACAUCAGCACAGAAGUGAAAAAAGCCACACAGGGACAACCCACGGCAGUAACCUGCCCUGUGCUUGGGACAAGAAGUUACAAGACAGUCGAGAGGAUUUAAAAGCAGCUGUGAUUUCUGAGGAGCUGAAAUCCACAGGGAAGGAGAAGUCCAGGCUCAGGGCAGGUCUCAUUGCCAGAGGAAUGAUGGCUGGACCAGUGGCAAAUCCACCAGAGGAUCCCCAAAAAAGAAGGCUUUCCAAAAGAUCCACGAGCAUCAGCAGCACAGCUCAGCCCAGGGGUGAGGAGCAUGAAGAGCAGGACCUGAGUGUGCCAAGCCCUGAUUUGCAGGAAAGCAAAGCAUCUCCCACAAAAUCCCACCUGGAAUUUGCAUCAAGGACUGUGCUAAGCUCACACACCAGUUCUGCCUCUGAAAAACCAAGGAACAGCCCCAAAGAUCCAGAGGACUUUUUAUCCAAGCUGCUGUCUGAGAAAGAAAGGGCCAAGACAGAAGAAAGGAAAUCUCUUCCAAGCUCUGGUGCAGACAGCAGUGAAAAAAGCCUUAAAGUGAGUGCUCCUCACAGACAUUCAGGGGCUGGGAGAGAAAAGAAGGAAAGAUCCCUCAGGAAAACUGAGAGUCGGUUGUCAGGCCACAGGAAGUCUCCAACAUUCACUGGCUGUAAAGAAGACCAGAUGAAAGAAGUCUUAGAUUUGGUUGAUGUUGAGGAUGAAGAGACAACUGGAGAAGUCAAUAAAACCUCAGAUCUUUCAACACUGUAUAUGCUUCAAAUAGUAUCAAAGGCAAUUGAUAUUUCUCUUGCAAAAGAAUUAAAAAAUCUUCUGUUUGGCUCCAGUCUUUGUUGCUUCAGUGAAGAAUGGAAAAUCCAGAGUUUUACAUUUAACAAUAUCCCACAGCUAAAAUAUGGCAUUGUGCAGAAAAAGGGUGGCCCAUGUGGGGUUCUGGCUGCUGUCCAAGCCUGUGUCCUGCAGCAGCUGAUCUUUGCAGACAUCAACAGGAACAAAGACACCCGUUGUCUCCAGCCCUCAGAAGCUCACAGGACCAAGUGCCUCUCCCUGGCUCUCGCUGACAUUCUGUGGCGUGCGGGGGGCCACGAGAAAGCCCUGGUGGCACUGCCAUCAGGAAGACAGCAGUUCACUCCCACAGGGAAAUACAAGGCAGAUGGAAUCCUAGAAACUCUAAUACUUCACAGUGCUACAAGAUACGAGGACUUGAUUGUAUUUCUGCAGCAGAAUAUUCACCAGUUUGAAAUUGGUCCCUAUGGCUGCAUCCUCCUGACUGUGUCUGUCAUCUUAUCCAGAUCCAUCAACCUGGUGCGCAAUGACUUCGACGUGCUCACGAAUCGCCUGAUCGGCAGCCAUGGCUACUGCACCCAGGAAUUGGUGAACUUGCUUUUGACUGGCAAAGCUGUGUCCAAUGUUUUCAACAAUGUGAUCGAGCUGGACUCUGGGAAUGGCAAUAUCACCAUUUUGAAAGGCAUCACGAGUCGCAGUGACAUUGGUUUGCUGUCCCUGUUUGAGCAUUAUGAUGUCUGUCAGGUUGGUUGUUACUUGAAGACCCCCAAGUACCCAAUUUGGCUGGUCUGCAGUGAAAGCCACUUCAGUGUGCUUUUCUGUUUGGAGAAGGAUUUGCUCAGCGACUGGAAGACGGGAAGGAGGUUUGAUCUCUAUUACUACGAUGGCCUGGCCAACCAGGAUGAAGAGAUUCGCUUGACAGUGGACACAACUCAGGUGUGCCCUGAAAAUAAAGAAAAUGAUCUUACUCCUCCACUUGAGCACUGUAUUAGGACAAAGUGGCAAGGAGCUGUCAUCGACUGGAAUGGCACAGAACCCAUCUUGUGACUGAUCUGACCUGCACUUUAUUUGGGAAGACCAAAAGGAAAUGACUGAAUGAGCACAUUCCUAUUCCCACCAAUACAGGAAAUAGGGCAGUUUGACAUGAGGAAGAAUGACAAGGUUUUCAGGCUGGCAGAGUUUCACCUCAGUCACCUCGUGCUUCAGAUAUUUUGCUUUUAAUAUAAACAACACUGACGUAAAUUCCUUGUCACUGCCCUCAGCAUAAAGCUCCUGAGGGCAGGCUGGGUUCCCACCACCAAAUCAAGGUUGCAGAUGAAGCUCUGAAGUCAUCAACGUCCCCUUGAGGUCUCCUGCUGGAUCCACUCUGCAUCCUGCAAUUGUUUGGAAGCAUUUGAUGGGAGAUGCUGAACCCAGAUUUCUCUCACUUUACAGCCUUCUCUGUCCUGCCUUGUUCUUCCUUGAAAAAAGGAUAAAACAUCAUCCAAGGAACGUAUAUUCACCUAGUUACCUGGUAUUAGCAAGCCUAAAUAGCUUGGUGACCAUCUGGGCUUUUUUGGGAAAGCCUGGCCUAUACCAAGUUCUUGUUGUGUCAUCAAUUUGCAGUAAGGAUUGUGGUUGUGUGUCACCAAAAUAAUCCCAUUGAUAGUUCCUAGGUGCAGCUGGUGUGUAACAGUGCCUCGUGCUGAUAUAGCUCAUUUUUCUUUCUGGUGAGAGGCAGCUGUAUCAGCAUCUUCACAUUGAUGCCCUUAUUUCUACACGAGGGUUUAUUCACACGCAGGUGACAGAUCAGAUCUGGGAUUUGCUUCUCCAUAACUACAAGAAAACAGAAGAGGUGUUAGUUUUGAAAUUCCAAUGGUGCCUAUCUGUGAUAGGUGCCGUGGUUCAAUAAAAUGCAUGUGCUGGAAUGAGGUACUGUGGAGAGGGAUACUGAGGUACUGAAGCCACAGUUUGAUUAAUUCUGCUUUAGCAACACUUUAUUACCAAAAUUGGGGCAAGUUACUGUACAGAAGGUUGGAAAAAAAAUGCCUCAGGGAAAAAGGCAGAUAAAUGGUGUUUCUAGAGGUGUUCCUCUCUUCAGAGUGAGUAUUUCAUGAGAAUUCAAUAAAGGACUUUUACUUCCUGA